AUGGCCAUUUGUGCGUGGUUUUUUUUUCAGCCAGAUACUUUCGGACCAGAUUCUUCUUUGAUAAAUCAUAAGAAAUCUCUCCACAACUUUUCUCAAAGACUCUUCAUUCGAAUAUUAGUGACUGAGAAGAUUACACAACUACUACGGAUGAGUCUACCGCCAGAAACACCGCAGGAACAGCCUUCCAGCACUCUGCAAACGCGACGCAAGAGGGGACUUUCACUCCGAUCCCAGCUCUUUUCUAAAGCGAUCUCUGGCCAGAACCAGCCACUGCAACUGCUGGAACAUUCCAGAAACCCUUUCAGAGUAAAAUUCGAUAUAACUGAACCUUCAGAUUCUAAUGAAAAUGCUGAUGGCCAAGCGAAUCUGGCAAAUGGCAGCUAUCUUCGUACAGAUAACCCAUCUCUUGGAACAAAUGACAACACCAGUUAUCAGAUAGAAUUGAACACACUACAUCCGGAUACAGCCUCAAUUCCUCAGAUAAACAUCAAUGCACCUUCCCCUGAUUCUCGUUCUGAAGAUGCAAAUUUGCACGUUCCCUACGGGCAUUUGAACGACUCAACUCUCAUAAGAUCUACCACUCAUCUAACAGUCGAUUCCAACAGAUCUGAUGCCAGCUCGCUGUCCUUCUUAGCCAAACGUAAAAGAACCUCUCAACGUCGCUAUGGUACGAAAAACAGAUUGGUCAAAAACUUGAUAAGGCUCAAGGACAACAUCUUGGGCAACAAGACACUUCCAAGUACUGAGAGGGGCCGAGUGAUUCCAAUCACCACAAACUUCAACGAGAUCAAUUCCUACUUUCAGGAUCAGUACUACAACGAACAUACCAAGUGUCUCAUCGACGAACGUAGUGACGAGCCGUAUGAGAAGAACAUAGUGACUUCUUCUAAGUAUACUGUCUAUUCGUUUUUACCUAAACAGUUGAGAGCCCAGUUCUCCAAAAUCGCCAAUUGCUAUUUCAUGGUCGUAGCAAUCAUGCAAAUGAUCCCCACAUGGUCUACAACAGGUCAGUACACUACUAUCAUCCCGUUGAUGAUCUUCAUGUCAAUUUCGAUAGCUAGAGAAGGAUUUGACGACUGGAAAAGACAUGGCCACGACAAAGAAGAAAACAACAAAAAGACAAAAGUCAUCAAAGAAGACGAAAACUUGAGCAACUUCGAUACCCACUCAAUUACAACCAUAUUGACAGAAACAAUUUCAGUCAGUAAUAACAACAUCCUUUCUCCUCAUGGAUCACGAGCAGCGAGCCCAUCUAAUAACGUCUCUUCCAAUUCAUCAUUAUCAGAUCCAGAGCCACAAAAUGAGACAAACACAAACUACACGAAUUUGGAGCUUAUGAAACAGUACAAUCUCAAGGAGUACGCCACGAAGUGGAAACACAUAAAAGUAGGAGACAUCAUAAAAGUCUCUGAAAAUGAAGCCUUCCCAGCAGAUGUCAUGUUAUUAGCUACGAGUGACACAGAUAACCAAGAAGCAUUUAUAGAAACCAUGGAUUUAGAUGGAGAAACGAACUUAAAGCUGAAGUGUCCACAUGCUGAGAUCUGUAAGAAGUUCUCUAAUGUGACUGGGUUGAAAAACACAAAGAUGUUGAUAACCGUAGAAGACCCCAACAUCGAUUUGUACAACUUUGAAGGUUCGUUUGAGGUAAACGACAAAGUGUUUGCUUUGGGGCCAGAUAAUGUCGUUUAUAGAGGUAGCGUUCUUCGAAACACAAAGUCGGUUUUAGGAUUGGUCAUUUUCACAGGUGAAGAGACAAAAAUCAGAAUGAACAAUAUUAAGAAUCCCAGAACUAAGGCUCCAAAAUUGCAGAGAAACAUCAACUACAUUGUGAUAUUUAUGGUGUUUGUAGUGAUUUCGUUGUCGGCGUUUUCCACCAUGGUGCAACGUCUUCUAUACGAGAGAAAUAGAGACAAGGCAUGGUAUCUCUUUGAUCUGGAUGCUGGUGUUGCAUCUACUCUUAUGGGUUUCAUCAUCAUGUAUAAUACAUUGAUUCCAUUAUCGCUUUAUGUCACUAUGGAAAUCAUCAAGGUGAUGCAAUUGCUAUUUCUACAGUAUGAUAUAGACAUGUACCACGUAGAGAGCAACACACCCGCAGAUGCGAAGACAGCAACCAUCUUGGAAGAACUUGGUCAAGUCAGCUACAUAUUCAGUGACAAGACAGGAACUUUGACUGAUAACCAGAUGAUUUUCAGGAAGUUCAGUGUCUGUGGAGCAAGCUGGUUACAUGACUUGGACUUGAUGUUGAACGAAAAGGAAGACCCUAACAAAGUCGCUCCUUUAGUACCAAUGCCACGAACCAGCAUGCAUCACCUGCCACGCCAGUCUGGUCGCAAGGUAGGCCCAGAUUAUCAGCCAAGAACAAGUACUACUUCUAUUGCUAGAGAAAGUUUGGAAUUAUCCUUGGUCAGAUCGAAUGUUACCUGGAAGUCUUCUGCUCAACCAAACAAGACGCAGGACAUGUCCAGUUCUUUGAAAUUGAUAAAAUACAUACAAUCGCAUCCACAUACUAUCUUCUCCAGAAAGGCUAAGAUGUUUCUUUUGAGUAUUGCCUUGUGCAAUACUUGUCUUCCUAGAAAAGACAAUACUUCGAAAAACUCGUCAGUGCUUACUCUUGAUGACAUUGACGGGGUACAGCAGCAGGAGUUAAGAGCAAAGCGAAAUGUGGAAGACUCUUCUAUCUCUUAUCAAGCUGCUUCUCCAGACGAAUUGGCACUUGUUCAAGCAUCCAAGGAUCUAGGAUUUGUGGUUCUAGAUAGGCAGAACAAUGUGUUGACAAUUAAGACUUAUCCAGAGGGAUUUCAGAAAGAACCCAAAUUCGAGGAGUAUCAAGUUCUCGAAGUUAUAGAGUUCUCAUCUAGUAGAAAAAGAAUGUCUACUGUAGUUAGGUUUCCAGACGGAAGAAUUUGUCUUAUUUGUAAAGGUGCCGACAAUGUCAUUUUGGAGAAGUUGAAGUAUGCCGAUAUGGCAAAAGAGAAAGCAAAAGAAAUCUCACUCAACACGACAGAAAGAAAAACACAACAGGCUGAUAUAGUUUUGCUGAACAGAUUUUCCUCAGAACUAGAAUCGAGAAAAUCAAUUGGCUCCAUUGGUCAACGUUUGAGUUUGAGUGGCGGCGAUAGAAUUACUUCCACUAUUGACAACACGCUUCUGAAUGCUGAAGAUGAGAUGGCUGAUAUUGCCUUAAAGGCAAGAAAGUCAUUGCAUGUCCAUCAAGCAAAGAAGUAUAGCAUGGAUCAGGCCUCGUUUACUAAUGUAGAUCCACCGUCUCCAGUACUUAACCUGUCCGGGACUCUGGGAAGCAAUAGCCAGAUCCCCAACGACAGGCUACUUCUCAAUGAUGAAUACCUUGUCGAAAAGACAUUGGAGCAUAUUGAAGAAUUUUCCACUGAAGGGCUCAGAACAUUGAUGUACUCGUACAGGUGGUUGGAUAAAAAUGAGUAUGAGGCAUGGUCCCAAGAGUAUAGCCUUGCUAGGACUGCUUUAAAGGAUAGAGCCAGAAAGGUAGAGGAAGUAGGAGCUAAAAUCGAACACAAGUUUGAGCUUCUUGGUGCAACUGCUAUUGAAGAUAAAUUGCAAGAAGGAGUCAGUGAUACUAUAGACAAGUUAAGAAGGGCAGGAAUCAAGAUGUGGAUGUUGACAGGAGACAAACGUGAAACUGCUAUUAAUAUUGGUUACUCGUGUAGACUCAUUAAGGACUACUCCACUGUUGUUAUUCUUUCGCAUGAUGAAGGAAUCGAUACGAUUAUGGAUCGUAUCACUUCUGCCAGUCAGGAGAUACAAGCAGGAAGAGUAGCCCAUUGUGUUUUGGUAAUUGAUGGUGGAACUUUAGCUGAAAUUGAAAAUGAUUCCGCUUUGCUCACUUUGUUCCUUGAUCUAUGCAUCCAGGUAGAUUCUACAAUCUGCUGUCGUGCUUCGCCUUCACAAAAGGCUAAUAUGGUUAGUGCUGUGCGAAAAUUGAACAACAGGGCUGUGACUUUGGCAAUUGGAGAUGGUGCAAACGAUAUUGCCAUGAUCCAGAGUGCUGACAUCGGUAUUGGUAUCACUGGUAAGGAAGGGCUACAAGCUGCUCGUUCUGCCGAUUACGCCAUUGCCCAGUUCCGGUUCUUGCUUAAGUUGUUAUUAGUCAAUGGUCGUUACAACUACAUACGAACAUCCAAGUUUGUCUUGUGCACUUUCUACAAAGAAUUAUUGUUUUAUUUGACGCAGUGUGUCUAUCAGAGAAACACUUUAUUCUCAGGCUCUUCGAUGUAUGAAAGUUGGUCGUUGUCGAUGUUCAAUACGUUGUUCACUUCUCUCCCCGUCAUCUGUAUUGGUAUGUUCGACAAAGACUUGAGGCCCUCAACGUUGAUAGCAGUACCUGAAUUGUAUGCAAAGGGAAGAUUGUAUCAAGCUUUCAAUUUGAAGAUCUUUGUGUCAUGGAUGUUCUUGGCUGCCAUUCAAAGUGUCGGUAUAUCUUUCAUGGCUUACUAUGUAUGGGGAUUUACCGCUUUACGUGACAAUACAACUUUCCCAUUGGGUUCUUUGGUGUUUGCUGCUCUUGUUGUAAUCAUCAAUGCGAAGUGUGAGUUCAUUGAAAUGCAGAAUAGACAAUGGCUAGCCUUCGCUGCAUUCUUUAUUUCUGUUGGUGGAUACGCCUUGUGGAACUGGCUAAUUAUGAUGUUGUACAGAACAAAGGAUUCGCCAAUUUACUUUGUAGCCUACGGUUUACUAACAUGGGGCCGUGAUCAGAGUUGGUGGGCUACUCUUCUUGCACUCAUCACAGUUCCUCUAUUUGCUGAUAUACUUUUCAAAGUGUUUAAAUUCAUGUUUAAGCCAGCAGAUGAUGAACUUUUCAGGUUGUUUGAAAAAGAUAUCGACAUGAGAAGGUUCUUUGAACAACACUCAUAUAAAGAAUUGUAUCAGGGAUGGACCUUUUCUAAACAACCGUCCACACUUUUUGCAAAGUUAAAAAACGUUGCUAAAGGAGUAUUGGGAAAGCCAGCUAUCCAACAAGAACUUGAGGCAUUCGACAAUGGUUCAGAACACCAGUCGGCUUACAAUAGAAAGAGGGCAGGAACAAAUCCAUUACCUUCUGAACUACCACCUGGCGGUGAAGGAAUUGCUAUUGUCGGUAAUGACUUCGAACAACCUGGACGUGUUGAGGAUGGGUAUGAGAUCCUCCCUAGCGGAAAGAGAGUCAAGAUUGUAGCAAAGGGGGUCAGUUGGGGAAGUCGUUUCAGACGCAAUGGUUCUUCUGCAGAGAACGAGGAUGUGGAUGCUAUUAUAGAUUCAAGAUUGAACGAUCUUAGAAAAGAAGAGGAAGGUCAAGUUGGAGAUCGAUCACCAAAAUAAGUUUACUAAAAAGUUACUCGUCAUUUUCAAUUCUUCAAAAGUCCGUAUUUACUACUAUUUC
This is a messenger RNA of Scheffersomyces stipitis CBS 6054, 5392 nucleotides long. RefSeq names its product aminophospholipid-translocating P4-type ATPase (gene DNF3). The transcript has a single exon. The record is from RefSeq and is a predicted model, not a curated record. Gene Ontology annotation, biological process: intracellular protein transport; endocytic recycling; post-Golgi vesicle-mediated transport. Gene Ontology annotation, cellular component: plasma membrane. Lineage: Eukaryota; Fungi; Ascomycota; Pichiomycetes; Serinales; Debaryomycetaceae. Gene Ontology annotation, molecular function: ATP hydrolysis activity; ATP binding; magnesium ion binding. Bases 1 to 5331 code for a protein of 1776 amino acids.